Onychostoma macrolepis is the source of this 5825-nucleotide messenger RNA. Its product is annotated as solute carrier family 12 member 6-like. The coding region runs from base 600 to 4193 and encodes 1197 amino acids. Gene Ontology annotation, cellular component: membrane. Gene Ontology annotation, molecular function: potassium:chloride symporter activity. NCBI's taxonomy places the organism in Eukaryota, Metazoa, Chordata, Actinopteri, Cypriniformes, Cyprinidae. Gene Ontology annotation, biological process: potassium ion import across plasma membrane; chloride transmembrane transport; potassium ion homeostasis. The transcript has 26 exons. The record is from RefSeq and is a predicted model, not a curated record.
CGGCGCCAAAGAGCGUGCCUCCCGCGCUGCGCCGCAGUCAGUCAGACGUGCUGAUUUUGACGGUUAGAAACCGGAGAGAUAAACAGCGGAUUUCAUUCGUCCAGAAGCCGGUGUCCAGCGGAUCCGUGACCCCGGUGCGGAGAUUGCUGUGUUUGUCAUGACAGCUGCAUCAAUCAGCCUUCAUUUAUUUUGGGUUCCAGCAGAGGAAGGUUAAUUUUUCAUACGCUGUCAGAUGGUUCAGUGCAGAGGUUUUCAUUACGUGUGAAUAAAUGUUUCUGCCCAAGUCUCUGCUGACGCAUCAGAAACCAGAUUCAAGCCACACCAGCUGAUCUGAGCACAAAUCAGUGCUUUUCUGGAGACAUUUGCACUGAAUGCACAGCUGCCUCCACACACAAGCACCACUGAAUGAACGAUCGCAGGUAAACAGUCUCCUCGCUCACAGAAGUGUUCAGCAGUAGAUCACAGAAACGUCACACACACUCUCGGAGUCUCAUGGCGGUGCAUCGGGCCGUGAGCUGAGGCAAGAACGCUCCUCGCCGCAGCGGGGCCCCGGGGCCGUCACCCUGUCGGAGCCGCAGCAGCCGGCGGCGCGGGAAGCCAUGGCCUCGUCUGUGCGCUUCACCGUCACGCCGAUCAAAGCCGAGGACCUGCCGGACACGUCUCCGGACAUCAGCUCGCGCUCCAGCGCCAGGGUCCGCUUCGGCUCCAGGGAGAGCAUGAACCGCAGCGAGGCGUCCGGAGGGGCCACCACCUCGCCGGAGCGCAGCCACCUCGAGCACGCGUGCGUGAACGCGCUGAUGGCGGAUCCUGUCUGCGUGAACAGGGUGUGCAGAGGUGACAGCGGUGUGAAGCUGUCCAGUGUUUACAUCAAUAACUCUAACGGCAUUGAUGACGAUGAUUUCUACGACAGGAAUCUGGCUCUCUUUGAGGAGGAGAUGGACACUCGUCCCAAAGUGUCGUCUCUGCUCAGUCGUCUGGCGAACUACACAAACCUCACACAGGGAGCCAAAGAGCACGAGGAGGCCGAGAGCAUCGGCGAGAAACGCAAGAGCAGCAAGUCUCCGCAGAUGGGCACCUUCAUGGGCGUGUAUCUGCCGUGUCUGCAGAACAUCUUCGGUGUGAUUCUGUUCCUCAGACUAACGUGGGUCGUUGGUACAGCUGGAGUCCUGCAGGCGCUGUGUAUCGUCUUCAUCUGCUGCUGCUGCACGCUGCUGACUGCGAUAUCUAUGAGUGCCAUCGCUACUAAUGGAGUCGUGCCAGCGGGCGGCUCGUACUUCAUGAUCUCUCGUUCUCUGGGGCCCGAGUUCGGCGGGGCCGUGGGCUCCUGCUUCUAUCUGGGCACGACCUUCGCCGGCUCCAUGUACAUCCUCGGGGCCAUCGAGAUCCUGCUGAUGUACAUGGCCCCCGGCGCCGCUAUCUUCGUCUCGGACAGCCCUGACGGCGAGGCGGCGGCCAUGCUCAACAACAUGCGCGUUUACGGCUCCAUCUUCCUCGUGCUGAUGUCGCUGCUGGUGUUCGUGGGAGUCAAAUACGUCAACAAGCUGGCGUCUGUGUUUCUGGCCUGUGUGAUCGUGUCCAUCCUGUCCAUCUACAUCGGAGCGCUGGUGUCCGCCUUCAGCCCGCCGUCCUUCCCAGUGUGUAUGCUGGGGAACCGGAGUCUGUCUCAGCACGAGCUGAAGGACGGUCACUGUGCGAAGACGCUGCCGAUGCUGCGCGAGCCGCCGCUGGACGCCGCUAACGGUAGCGAGAGCUUCAACGGCACAGACGCUCCUCCCGUCACCGCCGCCGCCGCGCUGGAGAAAACCACAGACCUGUGGAGGCACUUCUGCAACAGCUCCGAGCUGAGCGCCACCUGCGACGAAUACUUCCAACACAACAACGUCACGCAGAUCCAGGGCAUCCUGGGCCUCGCCAGCGGCGUGAUCGCAGAGAACCUCUGGAGCUCGUACUCGGCUAAAGGAGACGUGCUGGAGCGUGGCGAGCAUCACUCCUCCCACAGACCCGCCGUGUCCAAUCACUUUCCUUACGUCUUCGCUGACAUCACCUCCUCCUUCACGCUGCUGAUCGGGAUCUUCUUCCCCUCCGUGACCGGAAUCAUGGCGGGAUCGAACCGCUCCGGAGAUCUGAAGGAUGCGCAGCGCUCCAUUCCCAUCGGCACCAUACUGGCCAUCCUCACCACCUCGCUCGUCUAUCUGAGCUGUGUGGUGCUGUUUGGAUCCUGUGUGGAGGGCGUUGUUCUCCGAGACAAGUUUGGAGACUCGGUGAAGGGGAAUCUGGUUGUCGGGACGCUCUCAUGGCCCUCCCCCUGGGUGAUUGUGAUUGGCUCGUUUUUCUCCACGUGUGGCGCCGGCCUGCAAUCACUGACCGGAGCUCCUCGCCUGCUGCAGGCCAUCGCUAAAGACAACAUCAUCCCCUUCCUGAGGGUCUUCGGUCACGGCAAAGCCAACGGGGAGCCGACGUGGGCUCUGCUGCUGACGGCGGUUCUGGCUGAGCUCGGGAUCCUCAUCGCUUCUCUGGACCUCGUCGCUCCCAUCCUCUCCAUGUUCUUUCUGAUGUGUUACCUGUUUGUGAAUCUGGCCUGUGCUCUGCAGACCCUGCUCCGGACGCCCAACUGGAGACCACGCUUCUCCUACUACCACUGGACACUAUCAUUUCUCGGCAUGACAAUCUGUCUGGCUCUCAUGUUCAUUUCCUCCUGGUACUACGCCAUCGUCGCCAUGGUGAUCGCCGGCAUGAUCUACAAGUACAUCGAGUACCACGGGGCGGAGAAGGAGUGGGGUGAUGGGAUCAGAGGUCUGUCUCUCAGCGCGGCUCGGUUCGCUCUGCUCCGGCUGGAGGAAGGUCCGCCGCACACAAAGAACUGGAGGCCUCAGCUGCUGGUUCUGCUGAAGCUGGAUGAAGACGCUCACGUCAAAUCUCCGCGUCUGCUGACCUUCGCCUCUCAGCUGAAAGCGGGGAAGGGUUUGACCAUCGUGGGAACCGUCAUCUCGGGGAACUUCCUGCAGACGUACGGCGAGGCUCUGGCGGCCGAACAGACGCUCAGGCUCCUGAUGGAGAAGGAGCGUGUCAAGGGCUUCGUGCAGUGCAUCGUAGCGCAGAAACCGCGCGAGGGCAUCAGUCACAUGAUCCAGUCCAGCGGCUUGGGCGGCAUGAGGCACAACACCGUGGUCAUGGGCUGGCCUCACGCCUGGAGACAGAGCGAAGACCCGCAGAGCUGGAAGACCUUCAUCAACACGGUUCGCGUCACCACCACGGCUCAUCUGGCUCUGCUGGUGCCCAAGAACAUCCCUCUGUUCCCCAGCAAUAGCGAGCCGUGUGCGGACGGCUUCAUCGACGUGUGGUGGAUCGUUCACGACGGCGGGAUGCUGAUGCUGCUGCCCUUCCUGCUGCGGCAGCACAAGGUGUGGCGGAAGUGUGCCAUGCGGAUCUUCACCGUGGCGCAGAUGGAAGACAACUCCAUCCAGAUGAAGAAGGAUCUGGCCACGUUCCUGUAUCACCUGCGCAUCGAAGCAGCCGUGGAGGUGGUGGAGAUGCACAACAGUGAUAUCAGUGCGUACACUUACGAGCGGACGCUGAUGAUGGAGCAGAGGUGUCAGAUGCUGCGGCAGAUGCGUCUCUCCAAGUCCGACCGCGAGAAAGAGGUGAGUGUGCAGAGAAAGAGACGUUUCCACAGGACAAACUCUCUCGCUUCAUCCGCUCACGCCUCGUUUCCUCUCUCUCUCAAGCGCUGGAGUUUCGAUGACGCGCAGCUGGUCAAAGACAGGAACUCAAUGCUGCGUCUGACCAGCAUCGGCUCGGACGAGGACGAGGACACCGACGGCGCAGGAGACCGCAGCGCAGAGCACCGGAGAGUCCACAUGACCUGGACCAAAGACAAGACCCUGCAGCUGCGCAGCAACACACACACACACACAGCCUCCUGCUGCAGCACUCCAGAGGGCUUCAGAGACAUGCUCAACAUCCGGCCAGAUCAUUCCAACGUGCGGCGGAUGCACACCGCCGUCAAACUCAACGAGGUGAUUGUCAAUAAAUCCCAUGAUGCCCGGCUGGUCCUCCUCAACAUGCCCGGGCCGCCCAAGAACCCGGAGGGAGACGAGAACUAUAUGGAGUUUCUGGAGGUGCUGACCGAGGGUCUGGAGCGGGUCCUGCUGGUGCGGGGAGGAGGAAGUGAGGUCAUCACCAUCUACUCCUGAUGCAGCGUUUCUGAUCUUCAUCCAUCCGCCAGCGUCUCUGAUCAUCCCGUCCAGCCAGCAGCAGUGUUUGAUCUAGUGUGUGUGUGUGUGUGUGUGUGUGUGUGAGACGGAGCGGCACGCGGCACCAGAGUGUGUUCCUCAGACUGACUCAGGGCUACAGCCAUUCAUACUGGACCUAGUGUGUGUCUUUCAGACGCGAGUGUGUGUGUGUGCUUGUGCACUGAAAAACGUGUCAAGAGCUGUUCUGUUGAAGCUUAAACAGGAAGUGAAAGAAUAUUUCAGCUAGAAGUGAUCAUCUUAUCAGCAGUUUCUCGCUCUCCUUUGUCCUCCACAGCAUCAAAAAAUCAGCUAAAGCACAUUUUAAUGCCAUCAUUUGAACAUUUUCCUCACAAUUCUGAGAGAAAAGUCAGAACGGCCAGAUGUGAACUCUGAAUUAUUUUUUUUAAAAAGCCAAAAUUCUGAGUUUAUUUCUUGCAAUUCUUUGUUUUUCAGAAUUGAGAGUUUAUAACUCAUAAUUCUGCUGUAUUUGCAAGGUAUACACUCAGAUUUCUGCCUAAUUGGCAGGUAUGACGUAAGAAUUGUGAGGGAAAAAAGGCCAGAAUUCUGAGAUAAAGUCACAAACCCUUUUUUUUUUUUACUUUUUGUUUCGUGAUGGAAGCCAAAAACCAUUACUGUAAGAUGUAAACUCAGAAUUUAGAGAGAAAAAGUCAGAUUUGCAGGAUAUAAAGUCAUAACAAAGGAAAAAAGUCACUUUCUCUGACAGAAUUGUAAUAUAAACUCUGACUUUUGGGCAGUUCUGAGUUUGCAUAGAAUUGAAAUUCAUAUUUUGCAGUUCUGAGUUUAUAUUGAAAAAGUUGCAAUUACCUUUUUUUAUUUUCUCUAACUUUUACUUAAAAUGAAUUAUGAUUUCUUAUCUCACCGUUAAGAAUUGCAAGAUGCAAAGUUGUAAAAGAAAAUAUCGGAGUUCUGGGUUUGUCAAAAUCCUGAUAUGAACUUGUGAGGUAUAAACUAGCACUUUUUUUUUUCUUGAAAUGGUGAGGAAAAAGUUGCAAUUAUUACCUUUUUAAUAUGUCUGAAUUCUGAGUUUACAUCCAAAAUAUAAUUCAGAGGUAACUGCAACUUUUCAUCUCAACUCUGAGAAAAAUAAUAGUAAGAUAUAAACUCAGAUUUGCAGAAAAAAAAAAUUUUUCCUUAGAACUGCGAGUUUAUAUUUUGCAGUUCAGAGUUCUUUUUUUUCACCGAAUUUUAAUUUUAAUUUUAAGUUAUUUUUGUGCUGGAAACAGGCUUCAGGAUCCUGUGUUUGGAUCAGCAGAAGUCGAUUGGUGUGUUUGUGGCGAGUGAAUGCUGAUGAAGCCUGAUGUGAGGAUCUCUUCUUCAUCGCAGCAGCAGCACGUCGUCUGUAAAUGUCCCUCGAUCCCUGUUUCUGCUUUAUUUGUGCCGCCAGGCUUCACUCAGCUGUUAACAGAGCUCAGAUUACUUCACGAGUGUUUUUUUCUUCAUUUUUUUUUAUCAUCAGUUGCUUAUAUCUUUAUGUGCAGGGAUUGUGAAUUUGUUUCUUGUCAUUUUUGAAAGUGUUAUCCGCUAUUUUUAUCACCUAAAAUAAUAAAAUGACAGUAAUACAUCUCUUUUAAA